This is a messenger RNA of Anoplophora glabripennis (Asian longhorned beetle), 1419 nucleotides long. Its product is annotated as alpha-(1,3)-fucosyltransferase 10. Lineage: Eukaryota; Metazoa; Arthropoda; Insecta; Coleoptera; Cerambycidae. Gene Ontology annotation, cellular component: membrane. The coding region runs from base 103 to 1371 and encodes 422 amino acids. The record is from RefSeq and is a predicted model, not a curated record. Gene Ontology annotation, molecular function: alpha-(1->3)-fucosyltransferase activity. The transcript is spliced from 6 exons.
CUUUCAAGUUCCAAUCUGUUCUAUUCUAGAUUAUUUUUUCCAGGAGCGAUAGUUAUUAUCAGAUAUAAUAGAUAAAAAUGUGCUUUGUUAGUGCAAUAUAAAAUGUUACAUUAUGUAUGCUAUUUAAAGUUAAAGACAUUAUGUUUUCUUAUAAUUAUAUUUGUAUUUUGCCACCUUAUUUUUCAGGAAUUCAUUUUCUUAAAUAUAAAAGAUGAAGAUGGGCACUCUUUACCUAUUUUAAUUUGGUGGACAAAUUUCACUCGUCUUCAAAGAGACAGAUUAAUUAGCUGCUCUGAACGAGCCUGUAAAUGUUUAGUGACUUCUAAUCGUACAAGAAGUAGGGAAUUAGCUGCUUAUUUGUUCUACGGUAGUCACAUAGAGAAUGAUGACUUUCCUCUUCCAAGGAAUUAUACCAUCCCAUGGGCAAUAUUUCAUGAAGAAUCUCCAAAAAAUUACGCUCCCUUUCUAUAUUUGGAAACCCAGAAUAUAUUCAAUUUAACAUCUACUUUCAGUAGAUAUAGUGACUUUCCAGUUACUCUACAAUAUUUAGAGGAUUUGGCGCUAAUAAAAGAUUUAACUUAUUAUGUACCAGUAGAUACGAAAAACAAGUAUCUGGAUGAAAUAGCACCGGUACUGUAUAUUCAAUCAGACUGUGAUACGCCUGUAAGUAGGGAUUACCUGGUGAGAGAAUUGGCAAAAUUUGUACAAAUUGAUAGUUAUGGAAAGUGUUUAACAAAUAAAUCAUUCCCCAAAGAGCUUGAUGAAGUAUACUCAUUAGACCUUUACAAUGAAAAACUACUACGCUUUAUAUCAAAGUAUAAAUUCAUCAUAGCUUUUGAAAAUUCAGUAUGUGACGAUUAUAUUACAGAAAAAUUGUGGAGACCUCUUAUAGUGGGCUCUGUCCCUAUAUAUUUAGGAUCACCAACUAUUGAGGAUUGGCUUCCAAACAACAAUUCAGCAAUUUUAAUAAAGAAUUAUAAUAGCUUGGAAGAAGUUGCUAAUUUAAUUAAAAAAAUUAAUGCAAAUGAUACAUUGUAUGAACGUUUUCUGCAACACAAGUUAAAGUCGAAAGUUUCAAACAACUUGUUACAGAAGAAUAUUUUAAAAGAUCAUCCCAUACUGGCUUUCGAAUGUUUUGUAUGUGAACGAACACAUCAAUCUUACACAUACAACAAACGAAAUAACGACUUAAAUAUAUACGACUGUCCAAAACCGAAAGCUCCAGAGAAAGAAAACACAUGGUAUCAACAUUGGGAUGUGGGCAAAUGCCAAGCGAAAGCAUUAGAAAUACUUUUAGCUAAGGAUACACCUUAUACAUCGUCUUUGUUUGAAGAAACUUGGAAGACAUAUUUUUACAACAAAAAUUGUUAACUGUGAUGAACCUGGUAAAAUUUUAAAAUAAAAUAACGCAGGAGCACU